Messenger RNA from Pecten maximus, 9250 nucleotides. RefSeq names its product nipped-B-like protein. Gene Ontology annotation, cellular component: Scc2-Scc4 cohesin loading complex. Gene Ontology annotation, molecular function: chromatin binding. Lineage: Eukaryota; Metazoa; Mollusca; Bivalvia; Pectinida; Pectinidae. Gene Ontology annotation, biological process: replication-born double-strand break repair via sister chromatid exchange; regulation of gene expression; establishment of mitotic sister chromatid cohesion. The record is from RefSeq and is a predicted model, not a curated record. The transcript has 51 exons. The coding region runs from base 211 to 6240 and encodes 2009 amino acids.
GUCUGUCGUAAUUUUGGCGCGGGUCAUUGUUAUGAUUCCUGAAAUAUUGGAUAAAUUCUGUAUUUUUUCUAACUUUGAACGAUCCGAAAUGGAUGUCAAUUGAAACUUUGGACAUUAAUCUAAAAAUAUGACCGAUCAUUCCAAUGAAUAGUCUGCAAUUUCAUCGUAUGGUUCAUCUCUGAAAGUCAGACAGAUGUAGCUAUCAAACCAAUGGUAAUCAUGAAUGGUGAAGUUCCAAGUGUUCCCAUUACAACACUUGCGGGAAUUACAAGUUUGACAGAUUUGCUACCAGAGCUGCCGUUGCCAACGCCAUUGCCAUCAACAGUUCAGAACAAAAGUCUGCUCUAUCAUGCCAGAUUAGCAGAAAGUGCUAAGAGACACUUGUCUAAAAGAGAUGAUGGCUUGACUCAACAGAUCGUUCAUGCCUUGCGACAGACAUCUACUGAUCAUAUAGAGUUGAAGGACAGUCUGGUGGGUGAUAGUAUAGAAGGUGAUAUACCAGAGCUGUUACGUGGAGUGCUAGCCACUGAUCCAAAUGUAUUUAAAGGGACAAGGAGCCAGACGAGUGGAAGGAGUAGCACUCGUAGUCAACAGAAACAGCAGUCUUCUGUGGCACCCUAUCCUGUCCAGAACUUCCAGCCCUUCCCACAGAAUAACUCCCCAAGAAUUAACCAACAGCACAGUCCUGCCAGGGCAACUGAUCAUGCAGGAUCUUAUCCCCAAAAUUCUUCAUCCAAGUUCCAACAGUCCUUUCAGAACUUUGCACAGACAUCAUAUUCCAAUGUCGCAGGUACCAUGAAUGGGGAGCACCCUGGCACUCCAGAGGGACAUUACAUUGGUAGGAAUGUCAACCAGAAUUCCAGAAACACAGCACCAGUGGCCUCCCCUGCCCAAGCCACGGUCGCCGAACCAUUGAUACCAGUCGCAAAACAGCCUGAAUCAUUGAUGCCAAAAAACACCACAGCUAACCCCCAGAAAUACCCGCCAAUGAAGCAACCCAUUGUCCUUUUGGAGCAACUGUCACACCCUUCCCUGUCCUCCCAACCUAGCAACAAGAAGAAAAGUGCAGGUCAACCAUUUGUUAUGUUGGAGCCUCUAGAUGAAAAGGCUAAAGUGGGUAAAAAGACCCUUAAAUCAAUCAAAUAUGGAGGCUCAGUGAAAGCGAAGUCUGAUCGGAGAUCAGGGAGCAAGAGACGUUAUGAAGAUGAUAACGAUGGCUACUCCUCGAGAAGAAAGAGAAGAAGAAAUUACAAUGAAGAUGACGAUAGUGAUGUGGAAAUGGUUGAAUCUGAAUCAGAUUUAGAAAUGGAAGUAGUUAGAAAGAAGAAAAAGGACAAGCGACAUAAGCGGGUCAACCAACAAGCUCUGUCAGUGGAGGAAUUACUGGAGAGUCCAACCUUCAAGAAGUUUAGCACGUCCAUGGAAUAUAUCCUGGACUCUGCAGAAGACAUCAAUUUUGGAUCUCUGGAUCCCAAUGAUGAAGACACAGAGUGUCCACCAGAAUCUCUUAUAUCUAAACAAAUUCUUACAGAGCUUGUAGGAGAAACAGCCAAACUGAAGUCUAUGGGUGUAUUAAAUCAGGUACCAGCUGACAAGCUUGUAAAACUAUUAACAGUUCUACAGUGGAACAUCAGAGAUGGUACCAAACUUCUACCCAACAUGACACAGGACAUUGACGAUGAAGAGGAACAAAAACUCUGGCGACAUUUAACUAUGGAGAGAGUGAUGCGGAGCAUGGACUCGUCGCUUACUGCCUUGUACAUCAUGACUGCCAAGGAGAUGCCCAAAAACGUUUACUUAGAGGAUGUCAUUGAGAGAGUCAUCCUGUAUGGGAAAUUCCACUUACAGAACACAGUUUACCCGGAGUAUGACCCGGUGUACAAAAUUGAUCCAAAGAAAGAUGGCUACCACACAAGUUCUAAAUUAAAACGAGCCAGAGCAGGACAAGUGAAACACAAGUCCACAAUCAACCUCUACAAUAAAAUGGCAGAUCUGGUGGAUAACCUGGGACAGUUGAUUGACAUCCAGGAAAUGACAGACACCACCAUAUUACAGGUGUCAACGUUAGGAGUAUCCCCUUUCUUCGUGGAGAAUAUUAGUGAGUUGCAGUUAAAUGCAAUGAAGCUGGUCACGACAAUCUUCACCCACUAUGAAAAACAUAGGCAGCUUAUACUGGAGGACAUAUUUGCCAGUCUGGCAAGGUUGCCAUCAAGCAAAAGGAAUCUCAGGAACUAUAGAUUGAAUUCGGAAGAAUCAAUACAGAUGGUGACAGCAUUGGCUCUCCAGCUAAUUCAGUGUGUGAUUAAGCUGCCAUCACAGACAAACUCCGGACCAGAACCACUGGUAGAGGAGGAGCCAGCCCCAUCUUCUUCCAAACGAGGACACCAAAAUCAAAAAAAGAAAAAGCCGGAGAAUGAACAAGAUAUAUUAAUUGUUACGUCCUUUGAGAAUGCCAUGCGAACAGGAUACAACUUCCUUUCAGUCUUCUUAAAGAAGUGCACAGUGAAAGGUGAGGAAGAUUAUCGGCCUUUGUUCGAAAAUUUUGUCCAAGAUCUCCUUGCCACAGUCAACAAACCAGAAUGGCCAUCAUCAGAGCUCAUGCUUAGUCUCCUCGGUAGGAUCCUGGUAAAACAGUUCAGCAAUAAAUCUGUAGAUAUGUCUCUCAGGGUAGCAUCUUUAGAAUACCUGGGCAUUGUAGCGUCCAGGUUACGGAAAGAUGCUGUGUCUAGUCAACUGAACCAGGAAUCCAUAGACGAGAUUGUCGCAAAGGUAAAUGAAGUGGAUAGUGAUGAUGACACCCCACGACGGUCCUCACGGGGAGGCAAGAAUUCACCUGUGCCGGAAGGUGCAAAUGAUUCAGUGGAGGAUCAGACUCAGAGCUUACAGAAAGCCAUGUUAGAAUAUCUCACUUACAAUAGUGAGAGUGAACCAGCAUACUGGUUUGCUUGUCAGUUCUAUAUCGCUCAGUGGUACAGAGAUGCGACAAUGGAAGCUGAGAAGUCUGGGGCUGCUCAUGAUGAAUUUGAUGAGACAGAAGCAGAGAUGACAACAGAAGUCCUUCAGAACACAGAACGGCGCAAAAAUUUCCUUCUGAAACAAGUGGAACUCACAAUGGUGGCACACAAGUCAGGAAGACCGCCGCCGAGCAACCUAGAACAUGACAGUGCUUGUUUGAUAGCCAGAUACCUAUCCUCAAAACGGCCAUUUGCACAAAGUUUUGAUAUUUAUUUGACACAGAUUUUGCGGGUACUUAGUGAAACAGCUGUGGCUGUGCGGACAAAGGCAAUGAAAUGUCUGACAGCUGUAGUGGAGUCAGACCCAGGUAUUCUGGCCAGAACGGACAUGCAAAAGGGUGUCCAUGGCCGGUUCCUAGAUCAAUCUACGAUGGUAAGAGAGGCAGCAGUGGAAUUAGUAGGGAGGUUCAUCCUUAUCCGUCCAGAUCUCAUUCCCAAAUACUAUGAUAUGUUAACAGACAGAAUCCUGGAUACAGGAAUCAGUGUGCGCAAACGGGUGAUAAAGAUCUUCAGAGAUAUUUGUAUAGAACAGAGUGACUUCCAAAAAAUUCCUGAAAUGUGUGUGAAGAUGAUUAGGCGGGUAAAUGACGAGGAAGGCAUCAAGAAACUUGUCAACGACGUGUUUCAGACAAUGUGGUUCACUCCACUAAGUACCCGAGACAAAGAUACCUCAAAGCUGCUCCAACGGGUGGUGAAUAUCACAGAUGUGGUCGCAGCAUGCAAAGACACUGGUUUUGAAUUCUUCGAGCAGUUGUUAGAAAAUCUUUUGAAGAAAGAUGAGGAGGGAAACUACAACAAGAGUGCUGUGACAUCGUGUCGACAGAUCGUAGACUGUCUGGUGGAAAAUGUCCUCUCCCUUGAGGAGCGCAGUGUUGAUGUAGACUCUGUGAAGGGCUGCAGUCAGCGAUUAGUGGCGUGCUUGUCUACUUUGUUCCUGUUCAGUAAGAUCAAACCAGACCUGAUGAUCAAACAUGCCACCACACUACAGCCAUACCUGGACAUCAAGUGCAGUACGCAGGGUGACUUCUACGUACUGCACUAUGUGGCCAGGAUCUUGGAGGUGGUUGUGCCAUUAAUGGAUCAUCCCAGUGAAUCAUUUCUUGCCCAGUUAGAGGAGGACAUGAUCAAAUUAAUCUUAAAACAUGGCAUGAUGGUGCUCCAGAGUUGUGUUCGGUGUUUAGGUGCUGUUGUAAAUAAUGUUAGCCACAACUAUGCCUUAGUCAAAGACUGCUUCCAGAAGUUCUUUGGUGUGUUGUCACGUCUAAUGGCCGACCACAGAGAAGACCCAGACAAUGCUACGCUGAAAAUAAGAAAACCGACACUCCUCAGGUCCCUGUUCACAGUUGGGCUUUUGUGCAAACACUUUGAUUUCGAUUCCAGUGAGAUGGGUGAAACCAAGACAUCCGUGAAAGACAAAGUGUAUGAUGUUUUGCACUACUUUGUUUUCCAUGAAGAUGAGGAAGUGCGCACCAAAGCUUUGACAGGUUUAGGGUUUCUGUUUGUACGUCAUUAUGAAUUCAUGCUUGGUGUGAAGGCGAAGACACUUUAUGUUGACUUUUUAUCAAACGACCACGCUCCAGUUAAAUUAAAAGUUCAGGUGUUAAAAAACCUUCAGUAUUAUCUCCAAGAAGAAGAGGUCCGUAUGCAAAAGGCAGAUGCAGAAUGGAGGAAACAUUCAAAGGAGGAAGAUUUGAAGGAAAUGAAUGAUAUUCAGUCCGGGAUGGCCAGUACAGUGAUGCAAGUAUACCUGAAACAAGUGCUGGAGUCCUUUUUUAACCUGCAGUCCCAAGUCAGAAUGGCAGCUCUCAGUGUGAUAAACCUUGUCCUCCGGCAGGGGCUGGUACACCCUGUCCAGUGUGUGCCAUAUUUGAUAAGCUUUGGAACUGACUCCGAACAAUCAAUCAGGGUGAAAGCAGAUCAGCAGCUACAGGAGAUAGAAAAGAAAUACCCUGGCUUCAUACAUAUGAAGUCACUACAUGGACUGAAGUUAUCGUACCGCCUUCAACAAAUCCUUCAGAACGACCAUUCAAAACCAAUUCGUGGAACGAGAUGUCCAGACGAAAAUGUCCAGAGUCUGAACGCAUACUUAUAUACAGUGCUGCGCAGUAACCGCCCCCAUCGCAGAGCUAUCCUCACAACACUUCUCAACUUGUUUGAUGACUCUGCGAAAAUUACGUUAGCAGAACAGGUGUAUAUAGCUGACAACUUGUCCUUUUUCCCGUACCAAACUCAGGACGAACCUUUGUUCAUCAUCCACCAAAUAGAUAUCAUAGUGUCCGUAUCAGGCUCCAACCUGCUGCAGUCAUUCAGGGAGAAGCUGUACGGCAGUGAGCGGGAAAACCAUGGGGGUCUUGUAAAUAACCAGAAUGGAACACAAAAACCAAUUGAUGAGGAGGAGGAUGAUGACCCAGAGGCUCUGCUAGAGCGCCUUCCAGAAUGUAUCCAGCCGCUGCUAGAGAUUUGUCGGUUCUCUCAAGGUUGUAUCCUAUUGCUCCAUCUCAAGCAGCACUUAAAAGAACUGUAUGGUUUUACAGACAGCAAAAUUCACAACUACUCUCCGGCAGAAACCAAGUUAUAUGAUAAACCUGUUGCUAGAAAGUUUCUGGUCAAGUUUAAUCCAGAGACAGUCUUAGAAGUGCUAGCUGAAGGCACACCAAAAUCUUCAGACGACAUCGAAGUGCGGACAAAACUAGUCAAUGAUUACUUGGAGUUCAAGGAGCUGAUGUUGUGUAUAGACCCACCUGACGACGAGGAAAGUGACGGUGAGGGUAAGACUGGCACACCAAACCCUGCCAAGCCAGAUGCAGCGGGGACAGCCAACGCCCCCGCAGGCACAGCGAGCGAGGCAGCUAAGGAGGGCACAGAGAGCAAUCCUGUUGAUACCGAUGCUAACACAGAAGCAAAUUCCAGUGAGACGAGCAAGUCUCACCACCCCCCACCACCGCCCACACAUCACACAGGACAUCAUUCAACACAUCAUCACUCACUAUCAUCAAGACUUUCAAAACACCACCAUUUACUACAUGGCACAUCCGAAAAGAAGAAAAUAAAAAUUCAAACACCCUCAUCAACAAGGACUUCAUCUAGUACAUUUAGCAGUUCAUUUUCAUCUACACCUAAAUCAUCGUCAUCAUCAAGAGACAGAAAGAAACACAAAAAACGAAAGCGGCGAUAUAAAAGUGACAGCGAGGACGAUAGUGAUGAUGAUCCAGAUUUCGUGUUAUAGUUUACAGUGAGAUUUAGUGAUGCGUGAAUGCUGUGCGGAUGUAUCAAAGGCAGGAAGAAUACCUUGCAUACUUGUUCAUUGGUAUGCACAAUAUUUUCCAAGGAUUAUUUCUUCAAAGCAGUGUGGCUGUUUUAAAAGAUCUUUAAGGAAAGACCAAAAUCGUAAAGAAAGCAUGAAGUUUUACCAUUUGAACUCGGCAAUAUAUCUUUUUUGGACCGAAUACUACUAUUCUUGUUACCUUUUUUAUGCGAACUUGUUUUUAAGAAACUGUGUUUCUAUCAUCCAGGGAAUAUUUGUUUUACAUUAUUGAUUUUAAGAAUUCUUCCAUUGUUUUAGUAAUCUUAAUAAUCAACCACUUUUUAUAGGAUGGAUUGCAGUCUUUCAGAAAACGAGAAUGGUACAUAUGAUAUAGGUACUAGAAGAUAAUGAUGAAGUUAUUGGUAAAAUAAAUUAGAGAGAUUAAUUUUUCUUUCUUUUUUUUCAGUUAUAAUCCACUGAAAUAAAGAUUUUGUGUUUCUCAACAUUUUUGUACCGCUGAAAACCUUUCCAAAACGCUUGAAUUGUUCAAAAUUCAUCAUUUUAACUGACAUGAUAAAUUUAUGCUGUCAGUAUUUGAAAGGAAUCUCGCAUACCAAUAUCUUUCAUUUUAGGGUUGGACAUUUUGAUUUUUGAGUUAAAUUGAGAUCAACCUGUGCCAAUCCUUUUAAUGUUUUUUUUUUUUUUUUUUUUAUGAUGUAUGGGACUAAUGUUAAACGAAUGCUGGAUGUGUCUUUAUCUUACAGUAGUUUAAACAGUCUGUGAUAUGCACUUUUUGUUCUAAAAGACCCAUUAAUAUCAAUAAACUUCAACUAUGAUCAAGACCUGAAUGGAUAAAAAAAUAGGUUAUUUUUUUAACUUGUUCAAAAUAUGCAAGUUAAGUUCUUAAAAGGACGACUGAUUCAUUGACUAACUAUAGCUAUUGAAAUAAAAAAAUCUAUUUAUCUACUUUCUCAGUUUGAUAAGAAUCAUUUAUCUUGGGGAUUAAAUCUUUUUGACAGCUGUGACAUUUAAAGAAAGGAAAUCAGACUUCAUCAAAAAGUGUAAUUUGAUCAUGGAUUGAUGAGGAAGCUGGGGCAAGUUUGCAGUAGAUAUACAUGAACUAGGAAGGUUAAAACAUUUCUUUAUUAUCUUUUACAGUGUAGCCAAAUAAAUCAAAUGUUUUCGAUAUAAGGAUGCAUCAAGUCUUGAUAAGACGUUGGAGUUUGCUAUGUGGCCUUGCAAAUCCUUCAAUUUGCUUUCCUGAUUAAAAGCUUUGAAUCUAAGAAAAUAGCCUUGAACAGACUUUGAUUAUGCAAUCCAGUGUUUUAUACAGAUAACUACCUAAAGGCAAAGACAUAGGGGAUAUGUCCUUUCAAUCCAGAUGAGAAGCACAACUUGUUUUUUAAGUCUUAGAUCUGUGAAUUCAAAGAUGAUGCUUUCAAAGGCAAAUUGCAUUUUGUGUUUCAAACUGAUGAACCUAAAGAUAUUGGUGAAUCAAUGCCAAAAUCAUCUAUAAAAGUUUGCUGGAAAAAUUAUCUUUGUAAAAUGUGAUUUAUUCUGAAAGUUCCUUUAAGAAUUCAGUUUUUGUUUGACCAGCUUUGUAUACACACUGUAGUAGUCUGUGCUGUUUUGAUUCUAGGUGUAGGGUUGAUCAGCAGGGUAAAUUUGAUUGCAAAAACCCAAACCAUGGUAAAUCAACUAAAUUGAGAAACUCUUGAAAACAGCUCAAAACAACAAGUAACAGCUUUAAUAGCACGACCACUCAAGAUUUCUUCUUUAGGUUGAAGUAUUUCAGUCAUGUAAAAAGAGUAAAUUCAUUUCAUAUAUACACGUACUGUGGUUUUUACAACAAAGGUGAUUUUGCUUGUCAAAAUAAGAUAUGAUGAUGGUCUUUGUGUAUUUGUUUAAUGCCAAAAUAACUUUAUAUUAAUAUUAAUGAUCGAAUGGUUCAAAUUAAAAACAUAAAAGUAAGCAGAGUUAAAGUGACUGAUGUAACCAAAGGUUAGCUGAUACCAUAGAAUUGACAAUAAUUCUGCAUUUCAGGAUGAAAUGAUAGAUUUAUCUCCAACUCAGUUACAGUUGUUUUAAUUCAUGUAUAAUGGAAAGUUAUGAAAUCUGUAAAUUGGGGGGAAAUGAUUUGCUUUCAAUUGAAGGGAAUUUUUUCUUAAGGGCAGACAUUGAACUAGUUGUACUUUUACUGUGUAACAUCUUUGUAUGUAAAACAUGUAACUUUUGUUGGUUGUGAAACUUCCUAAAUUUUAGUUGUUAUUAUUGUGAUUGUCAUGGCCCUGGUGUUCUACCUCGUCACACUCGAGAGAAUCAGCAGCACAACUGGGUCAAAUAAGCCUAUAGUUUCUGACUUGAUUACCUGUAAUCUUCUUGAAAUAAAUGUGUAUCGAUGUCAAAUGUCUGUGACAAACAGUUGUUCAAAUCUAUCAAAAGAAAGCAGGCUUUCAGUUAAGAAUUUAAUCAAGAAGUAAAAAAAAAUAAUGCAAGAUAUUUUUCUUAGCUGUUUGAUGAAUGUAUCUGAAGCCAAGCCUAACUACUUGUGUGGAUGCGAAAGUUUGUGAUACAAAAUGGACAUGAAAGAAACCGAGCAUAAUUGUUAUCAACUACACAUCCGAUCAUUUUUGUCCUAUUUUAUAGUGUAAAUAUAGAGUUGUUUAUGUUGUAAAUCUGCUGCUGUUCAUGUUAUUCAUCAAAGUUAAAUACUGCAUAUUUUAUCAAAACUUCAUCCAAUUGCCUCUUUUUUAUCAAAUGUCAUGUUUCAUUUCAUUGUAAGAAAUAUAUCAUUUUCUCACCCUGUAAAUCUAUAGCUGUCAUGAAGUAUUUAUUUUAUUAUAAAAAAACAGCCGUUGACUCUUUAACAAUUCAUCUUUCUUAUUGAAUCCAUUGAAUCACAAGUGAUGUCUUCAUUCCCAAAAAAGUUUGUGAACUGAGAAAGUAGAUAAAAAAAAGUUAUUUGAAAUAAUAAAAAAAAAGUUAUAAAUUU